Vigna unguiculata (cowpea) is the source of this 1986-nucleotide messenger RNA. RefSeq names its product signal peptide peptidase-like 2. Lineage: Eukaryota; Viridiplantae; Streptophyta; Magnoliopsida; Fabales; Fabaceae. Gene Ontology annotation, biological process: membrane protein proteolysis. The record is from RefSeq and is a predicted model, not a curated record. Gene Ontology annotation, molecular function: aspartic endopeptidase activity, intramembrane cleaving. Gene Ontology annotation, cellular component: Golgi-associated vesicle membrane; cytoplasmic side of endoplasmic reticulum membrane; lumenal side of endoplasmic reticulum membrane.
UAACAAUAACAGUACGAUACCUCAUGUUUUUAUUCCAACGAAUGGAUCAAAAUUGAACAUGGAUUUUUCGGAGACGCGGCGACGUUUGUCUCUCUUCGUUUCAACUAUGAGUUUGUAAUGAUUUGUUAAUCUUGUUGAAGCGAGACUACAUCCAUGGCUUCGGAGAAGAUCUGCUCGAUUCUCUUAUUUUCUGCAGUUAUAUUGCUUCUCUGUGAUGCCCCUUCUGUCUUAGCUGGGGACAUAGUUCAUGACGACGAUUCUACACCCAAGAAGCCGGGUUGCGCGAACCUGUUCGUUCUGGUAAAAGUGCAAACCUGGGUCAACGGUGUAGAGGAUGCUGAAUUUGUUGGUGUGGGUGCCAGAUUUGGCAGAGCCAUUGUGUCAAAAGAGAAAAAUGCAAGACAUACACGCCUUAUUCUUUCAGAUCCUCGUGAUUGUUGCAGCCCACCAAAGAAUAAGAUUGUGGGAGAUGUCAUCAUGGUGGAUCGAGGCAACUGUACAUUCACAAGAAAGGCAAAUACUGCACAAAAUGCUAAUGCUUCAGCCAUCCUCAUUAUAAAUAACCAAAAAGAACUUUACAAGAUGGUUUGCGAUCCUGAUGAAACUGAUUUGAACAUACAUAUACCUGCAGUCAUGCUUCCACUGGAUGCAGGUGCAAGACUAGAAAAAAUGCUGACAAAUACUUCAUCUGUGUCUGUGCAGCUAUACUCACCACGUAGACCACCUGUUGACGUAGCAGAAGUAUUUCUUUGGGUGAUGGCAGUUCUUACCAUAUUGUGUGCAUCAUAUUGGUCAGCUUGGACAGCCCGAGAAGCAGCUAUUGAACAGGAUAAGCUCCUAAAGGAUGCUUCAGAUGAAAUCCCUAACACUAAAUAUGCUAGUGUUAGUGGAGUUGUAAAUAUGAACGUGAAAGCUGCAGUCCUUUUUGUUGUAUUUGCUUCAUGUUUCCUGUUUAUGCUUUACAAACUGAUGUCAUCGUGGUUCAUUGAUGUUCUGGUUGUUCUCUUCUGCAUUGGUGGGAUUGAGGGCUUGCAAACUUGCUUGGUUGCUCUUUUGUCCAGGUGGUUCAAGCAUGCUGGAGAGGCAUACAUCAAAGUACCUUUCUUGGGAUCUAUCUCAUACCUGACUUUGGCUGUUUCUCCAUUCUGUACAACAUUUGCUGUUCUUUGGGCAGUUUAUCGUAACAAUUCCUUUGCCUGGAUUUGUCAAGAUAUACUCGGAAUUGCACUGAUUAUAACAGUUCUACAGAUUGUACAUGUACCAAAUCUGAAGGUCGGUACUGUUCUUCUCGGCUGUGCUUUCAUCUACGACAUCUUUUGGGUGUUUAUCUCAAAGAAGUUCUUCAAGGAAAGUGUCAUGAUUGUGGUAGCCCGAGGUGAUCGAAGUGGAGAAGAUGGAAUUCCAAUGUUACUAAAGUUCCCACGUAUUUUUGAUCCCUGGGGUGGCUACAGCAUCAUAGGUUUUGGAGACAUCCUUUUACCUGGGAUGCUGGUGGCAUUCUCACUCAGGUACGAUUGGCUGGCAAACAAGAGCCUUAGGGGUGGAUAUUUCUUGUGGGCAAUGUUUGCAUAUGGCUUUGGUCUUUUAGUUACGUAUGUGGCACUAAACUUGAUGGACGGACAUGGCCAACCAGCACUACUAUACAUCGUUCCAUUUACCCUUGGAACCUUGAUGACAUUGGGGCGGAAGCGAGGAGAUUUGAGGGGUUUGUGGACAAAUGGAGAAUUUCAAAAACCCUGUCCACAUUUAAGACUCCAAAACAGUGGAGAAUUAAGCCCUGAAUGAAGUUGUAACAAUUUUUGUACCUUAAUUAGCACCAAUCCCCUUUAAACAAACAGGGGACUCAUAUUUAUAGAAAUAGUCUACAUUUAGUGUAGAGUUUGUUCCAAUAGUGCUGCGUUGGAAUCGCUAAUUGUUCACGACCAAGCUAAUGGGUUGUACUUCUUCCAUUCCAAUUCAAAAUCUUGAUAAUUAAUGUUUUUAUUA